Molecule: messenger RNA, 983 nt
Organism: Emiliania huxleyi CCMP1516
Lineage: Eukaryota; Haptophyta; Isochrysidales; Noelaerhabdaceae
Exons: 1
Coding region: 30-518 (162 amino acids)
Source: RefSeq, a predicted model, not a curated record
CGAGCGCAAGCAACAAGCGCAGCACAGAGAUGACAGGAUCCCGCAACUCGCGCCGUGGGGUCCGGCAAGGAAGAGCUCGGGUUCAUCGAAACCACUUCAAGGAAGAGCUUCGACCAUCAGGGUGGCAAUCAAGUAGUUGCCGCGCCUUUGACGAUCACUGUCGACGAGUCGGCUACUUCAUCGGAGACGAGAAAAGUGCAGCGAAUAACGAUGAAGCUUCAUUCGAUGAUGACCAACUCGAUGAGAUCGCAACAUUGAGGCUGCGCGAUCUUAGUGAUGUGUCGUCCAUGCCCACUGUGGCUGACGUCGUGGCAGCUCCGGUGGACGAUGCUGCGUCAUGUAGCGAGUGGUCGGUUGUCACGUCCACCGAAUCAUCCUGGGUCCUCGGCUGGGAACUGGAUGAGUCGGUCCAUGAGCCUUGGCCAGACUGCACGGCGAGCGACGGUAUGAUCGCGAUGAUGCUCCAGCAAGAGCAGCGCGAGGAGCUGGUCCCAAACGUCGCUGCUCCGGGGGUGUGAUGACCUUCCAAAUGAGCAGCAGCAGCAGGCGGUGAUCGCUGCGCUUGCCAGCCAAGACGAGCGUGGGCGUGGCAGAACGGCUCGGCGUGUGUGUCGUAUGUUCCGAGAGCAUGGCGACACAAUGAUGGAGCCCUGCGGACACCUUGCACUCUGCGUCGCUUGCAACAAGAACGGAAACCGCAAUCGCGGCGAUGCCACCUGCGUCCUUUGCCGCACGCCCGGUCGCGCCCUGCACUUCCCCAGCAGCAGAUGGUCGGAUGCGUCGCGAGUGAGCGAACCGUUCUUUUUUGGCGUGCUUGCCUGUGUUGGUGCGUGGGUGACGGGCGUCUGCUUUGGUGUUGUCUGUUUUGAUCUCUGAGAAGGCGUUCAAUCUGUGUGCGUGCUGUGUCUCGCGAGACGUGCAGACGGCACGUUUCGAGGUGAAUAUGUGGUGCUGUGAUGCAAAAAACGAGAUAAUAUCGACCC